This is a messenger RNA of Lathyrus oleraceus (garden pea), 369 nucleotides long. RefSeq names its product GATA transcription factor 9-like. Gene Ontology annotation, molecular function: zinc ion binding; sequence-specific DNA binding. The record is from RefSeq and is a predicted model, not a curated record. The transcript has a single exon. Bases 1 to 369 code for a protein of 122 amino acids. NCBI's taxonomy places the organism in Eukaryota, Viridiplantae, Streptophyta, Magnoliopsida, Fabales, Fabaceae. Gene Ontology annotation, biological process: regulation of DNA-templated transcription.
AUGGUUUCAUCACUAGCUACUCCAUUAUGGCGCCAAGGACCACCAAACAAGCCUGUGUUGUGCAAUGCAUGUGGAUCAAGGUACCGUCUUAAGGGAAAUCUUGACAACUAUUUUCCUAAGCAUUGUCUUCCAAAAGAACUUGGUUGUAGAAAUGAUGUCAUGAAAAAUUUAAAGUUUGUUUAUAAGAGGAAGACACCAAUGGAGAAAUUUCAUGAUAAACUUCUCAACGAGUUGAAAUAUGAGGAUAUCCUACAUGAGUCAUCUUUAGAAGAAGUUUUGUUGUUUGAAAAUGUCAACAAUUUUAUACCUUCAAAUGAAAUUGGGGUUGGAGCUAUUCUUCUUAAACCAGACGAUAUUACAGAGAAAUAG